AUGGUGGUAGUGGAAGGUGACGAGGAAAGGGAUGCUGGUUUUAUGGUUGCGGCUGGCACUACCCCACGCAACCAGCGACAAUGCUUCCCCGUCCACCUGCAGUUCCUCUAUGUGUGCAACAGCAGUACAUCCCUCUUUUUGCAGCUGCGUUGGCAUGUCUCUGUGAUCACCCUCUUACUCACUCUCGUCAUAGUUCAUACUCUUCCCCUCUUUCUCUGUCACCGGGUAACCACACGACACUUAUGCGCACACGUGGAAGAGUUGGUGCUUCAUCUUUGCUCCAUCAAAGCUGCCUUUUUUAUAUCCCACUUUACUCCCUCUCAAACUGCUUGUCUUUCCCUUUACACCAUGUCGCAGCUAGCCCAUAACCUGACGCUCUCGAUCUUCGAGCCGCUGGCGAACUACCGGGGGACCCGGAUCGUGUGCACCAUCGGCCCCAGCACGCAGAGCGUGGAGGCGCUGAAGGGGCUGAUUCGGAGUGGCAUGUCUGUUGCGCGCAUGAACUUCUCGCACGGGUCACACGAGUACCACCAGACGACGAUCAACAACGUGCGCCAGGCCGCUGCGGAGCUCGGCGUGAAUAUCGCGAUUGCGCUGGACACAAAGGGGCCAGAGAUUCGGACGGGCCUGUUGUUGGCGGUGUGGCUGGAGAGAAAGAC
This is a messenger RNA of Leishmania braziliensis MHOM/BR/75/M2904, 659 nucleotides long. Its product is annotated as putative pyruvate kinase. Gene Ontology annotation, biological process: glycolytic process. The annotation marks the transcript as partial. The record is from RefSeq and is a predicted model, not a curated record. The transcript has a single exon. Gene Ontology annotation, cellular component: cytoplasm. Gene Ontology annotation, molecular function: potassium ion binding; pyruvate kinase activity; magnesium ion binding. NCBI's taxonomy places the organism in Eukaryota, Euglenozoa, Kinetoplastea, Trypanosomatida, Trypanosomatidae.